Messenger RNA from Fomitopsis serialis, 1125 nucleotides. RefSeq names its product ABC1 family-domain-containing protein. Gene Ontology annotation, biological process: mitochondrion organization; lipid homeostasis. The record is from RefSeq and is a predicted model, not a curated record. Bases 1 to 1125 code for a protein of 374 amino acids. The transcript is spliced from 10 exons. Lineage: Eukaryota; Fungi; Basidiomycota; Agaricomycetes; Polyporales; Fomitopsidaceae. Gene Ontology annotation, cellular component: mitochondrial inner membrane.
AUGCGUCCACUGCAGGACAAGUGUGAACCGACACCCUACGAGGACAUCGAGAAGCUCUUCCUGACGGAUAUGCACCGACCCCUCCACCAAUACUUUGACGACUUCGAUCCGGAGCCAAUAGGUGUAGCGAGCCUGGCCCAGGUGCACAUCGCGCGGUGGAAAGAUACGGGAGAGGCGGUUGCUGUCAAGCUGCAACAUCCGCACCUUCAGGAGUUUGCUGAGAUUGACAUGGAGAUGGUCGAAGUCUCUCUCGGAUGGAUUCACCACUUGUUCCCCGAGUUUGAGUUCACUUGGCUCGGCGAGGAGAUGCGAGAAAACCUCCCCAAGGAGAUGGACUUCGCACACGAAGCGCGAAAUGCCAUCCGUACCAUCAACGAGUUCAGCGACAUUCGGACGUCACUGUACAUCCCGAAGAUUUUCACCGCGGACAAGCGCGUUCUCGUCAUGGAAUUCAUCGAGGGAGGCCGGGUAGACGACCUCAAAUACCUUGCAGACCAUAACAUCGACAGGAACAAGGUUGCCCUGGAGUUGGCGAGGAUAUUCGGGCAAAUGGACCCUCAUCCAGGAAACCUGCUCAUCCGCCCAGCGCACAUUCUUUCCAAGUCGCCAUACAAUUUCGAGAUCGUCCUCCUGGACCACGGAUCGGCGGACCGCCGGAAGUACGCGAAGCUGGUUGGCAACAUCGAUGACGAUCUUGUCCGGCGUGCGACAAGCAUGAUUGACCUCACCGCCCAAACUGAGGAAGAGAUGGAGGCGAUCCGAAAUGCGGUGGUGGAAAAGGAGGGCCUCUUGCUCUCCGUCUUCGACGUCCUGAGGAGGGUCCCGCGGAGGGUCCUGAUGGUGCUGAAGCUCAACGACCUGACGCGUAGCCUGGAUCGGGCUCUCGCGACGACACAUUCCAAUCUCAUCUCCCAGAUGCGUGAGAGAGGCCUGAUGUCGCUCGGAUUGCUCCACGACUACUUCCAAGGGUGGUGGGGCUACCAACGCAUGUACAGCACCUUGGUGAUCGCGGAGACAUACAUGGACCUGCAGGCAUACCUGGUCAAGACGAAGGCGUGGCUCUGGGGACUUUACGCGGUUGGCGGGUUGCAAGGAGCUCACAGGGCGGCUUCUGGGUUGGCAUAG